Messenger RNA from Manihot esculenta (cassava), 1936 nucleotides. RefSeq names its product flavanone 3-dioxygenase 3. The record is from RefSeq and is a predicted model, not a curated record. Lineage: Eukaryota; Viridiplantae; Streptophyta; Magnoliopsida; Malpighiales; Euphorbiaceae. The coding region runs from base 284 to 1345 and encodes 353 amino acids. The transcript has 3 exons.
UUAGCAUUAGCACCUCUGGUCUUGGAGCUUGUCUGCAUACAGCUGAUGUCUGCAUACAGCUGAUGUUUUUAUAUUCUUAACAAUCAAGUAUAAACCGUCAUCUUUGCCACUGCCACUCGUAAAACUCCUAUAUAAACCCAUGCAAUUCCUUUACUUCAUCUUAAAAUAAUCUUCUUCUUCUUCUUCUUGCUUUUUCGUUCUGCACCAGAUAACAGCUUCCUAAUUAAGCUCUUCCUCGCUUUCUCCUUCUAAGGAUUUUUUUGUUAGGUUUCUCUUGAUAUCAAUGGAAGGUGAUCUGAAGAGCUCAAGUUCAUUUACAAUUGGCAAUACUGCCCAAGAGACAGGCCUCUCGUACUUGCCGGAUUGUUAUGUAUUUCCGCCGUCUCACCGUCCUAGUUUGGCUCCUGAGGUUGCCAAUGUACCCAUCAUUGAUUUUGCUAUGCUGAAACAGAAUCCCGGCCAAAGGGCUCAGGUGAUCAGAGCAAUUGGAAAUGCUUGUCGCCGUUUGGGUUACUUUCAGAUAAUAAAUCAUGGAAUUUGCCCAACCACACUAGAGGGAGCCCUGUCAGCAGCAUCAGAUUAUUUCGAAUUACCCAUGGAAGAGAAAAUUAAGUUGAUGUCAAACGACGUACGGAAGCCUGUAAGGUACGGGACAAGCAUCAGGGACGGGACUGACAAAUUCCAAUUUUGGAGGGUCUUCCUCAAGCAUUAUGCAUAUCCUCUUUCUGACUGGCUUGAUUUAUGGCCCAACAAUCCUCCUCAUUAUAGGGAAAAGAUGGGGAAAUAUUGUCAGGAAGCGAGGAAACUGGCUCUGGAAUUAAUGGCAGCCAUAACAGAGAGCCUUGGGCUAGGUCCCACAUAUUUGGGCAGCAAAAUGGAGGAGGGGGUUCACGUCAUGGCAGUAAAUUGCUACCCACCAUGCCCAAAACCAGAUAUGGCUCUAGGGUUACCGCCCCAUUCGGACUACAGUUGCCUAACCAUUCUGCUCCAGAGUUCACCUGGCUUGGAGAUCAUGGACCCAGAAGAUGGCAAGUGGAAGGCGGUUCCAGAUCAACUCCAUGGCACUCUUCAGGUCCAAGUUGGGGACCAUGUUGAGGUGCUGAGCAAUGGCCUUUAUAAAAGCAUUUUGCAUAGGGUUACACUCAACUCUCAGAAGACUCGAAUAUCAAUUGCCAGUCUACAUAGUCUUGGUGCAGAUGAGAAAAUGGGAACUGCAAAGGAGCUUGUGGAUGAUCAACAUCCUGAGCGAUAUAAAGAAAGCAGCUUCAGAGAUUUCUUGAAUUUUAUUUCCAGCAAUGAUAUUGGAGAAGGCAAAAGCUUCAAGAGUACAUUAAUUAGACAUUAAGGAUUCCUCAUCAUCACCCAGAUAAUUAAGGAUCGAUCAAGAUGUUUUUGCUCUUUUUGUCUGCCCAGUCCUUUUCACGAGAGAAGUCUUCCAUGUCUCCUGAGAAUGGAAUAAGGUCGCAGAUGCACUAGGUCAUAUAUUAGGCAGCGGUGAGAGAGUUAUAAUAUUAGUUCUUGGUUAUAUGCGAGUCUGUUUCUUUUUCUUUUUUCAGCAGAUCGUCUUAUUAUUAGACAAGGGAGUUGGCCAAUUUGAUAAUUGGCUGGUGUCAGUAGUAAAGAUUAGGCGAGUCAUUGCUGUAGUGCCAGUCGGUGGCGGUAGCUUGGGUUUUGAGUUGGGUUUUUUCUUUUUUGCAUGUCAGCUUGCUGAGAAUGAAUGUCUACAAGCAACUCUUUAUAUAAUUCUUAGCUUUUCCAGAAUAGUAGGACAGGCUGAAUUUAAUGUCUUCUGGAAAAAACUCAAUCUGGUGGACUUGAUCCGCAAAAAUCUCCAAGCCUGUACUUGUAUUUUUGGUUGUAGAUAACUUAAAUUUAAAUUUAUACCGUCCAUUAAAAAUCAAAGGCUGAAAUUAGAAACAGAGGACGGUCAAGGCAA